UACACCCCAAAAAGCGAGAAAAGCGAACAAAACCCGUUCUUUCAGGACUCCUCUCACAUAUCCCUCAUUCUGCUUCUCAAAUUAGGGUUUCAGAUAAAGCGGCCGGAUCGGAUUUACCGUCCUAACUAGAAAGUCCAGUUCCACCGUUCGAGAUGACACAAGAGCACGACAACAAAAGGGCGGUGCUGGUGCUGCAGAAUGAAACCCCGUACAGCCAGCGGAGAUCCUACACCAACGAGGACGAGGCCUGGAAGUCUUUCCUGGAGAAUCCGCUCACAGCUGCCACCAAGGCCAUGAUGAGCAUCAACGGAGAUGACGACAGCGCAGCGGCCUUGGGGUUGCUGUACGAUUAUUACAAGGUGCCAAGAGAAAAGAGAACGCUCUCGCCAUCAAAACCAGAAGUUAUUUUGACUGAUGUUGAUUUCGCCAAAAGGAACUGCAUGGUUUCUGUGCCAGAACCAGCCACGCUGGCAGGAGAGAACAGACUCCAGCUUUUAAAGGGGCUUCCACUCAACAUUGUAAUGCCUGGAAACCAGCAGGACAAGAGGAACCACUUCCCCUCCCCGGAUACCAUGGUAACCCUCUCCAUUGCCACAGUCCCCAACUACGCCUUGAAGACUGAAGCCCCGUCCCACGGCUUCACGGUGGGGAUCCCUCCUGGUGUACACUAUGCCGAGCCAGACAGCCGCAUCGUUGUGUUUGACCGUCGUCUCGACCCAGACCACUUCAGUCCCAACCCCCAGACGCAGAACUCCCAACGCAGGACGCCAGACUCCACCUUCACAGAGAGAUUCAAGGACGAGGCCCAUGAGGUGUUUUCUUUCCCUAGCGACCUGCAGCUAAGAAUGGAGCCGGAUGGUUAUACAUUCGACAAUAUCUCAGGGAAUCAUUUUGAGUACACACUGGAAGCCUCUAAAUCCCUUCGGCAGAAGUCAGGAGAUGGCACAAUGACCUACCUGAACAAGGGGCAGUUCUAUCCAAUCACACUGAAGGAGCAUGGAAGGGGCAAAGGACUGCAUCCCCCAAUCAGCAAAGUCCGGAGUGUCGUCAUGGUUGUGUUUGGGGAAGAGAAAUGCAGGGACGACCAGCUCAAGCACUGGAAAUAUUGGCACUCUCGGCAACACACCGCCAAACAGAGAUGCGUUGACAUUGCUGAUUACAAAGAAAGCUUCAGUACGAUCAGCAACAUUGAAGAGAUUUCAUACAACGCCAUCUCCUUCACCUGGGACAUAAAUGAUGAAGCAAAGAUCUUCAUCUCUGUGAACUGUCUGAGCACCGACUUCUCCUCUCAGAAGGGUGUCAAGGGCCUUCCUCUCAACCUCCAGAUCGACACGUACAGCUACAACAACCGCAGCAACAAGCCCAUCCAUCGUGCCUUCUGCCAGAUCAAAGUGUUCUGCGACAAGGGAGCUGAGCGCAAGAUCCGGGAUGAGAGGAGGAAGCAGUCCAGGAGGAAGGGGAAGGGCACUGACCCCACUACUCCCCUCAGUACCUAUUCAGAUGUCAAGAUGCCACUUAUUGUCAAAAGGACUGACAUCACAACUUUCAAAGCGAUGGGUGAAUUCGAGACUCAGCCCAUCCUCUUCAUCCCUGACCGCCACUUCGCGAACCUGCAGCGUCAUCCACUUGGCUCAGAAGAUAUGACAGAAGGGGCUGGGAUGAAAAGGGGACCCUUCGUGUCCAAUGAAGACUUCGGUGCAACUUCGAGAAAAGUCGCCAGGAUUGAUGAGCACAAAAAAGUACUGCUGUAUGUAAGGAAAGAGUCUGAGGAAGUCUUUGAUGCAAUUUUGCUGAAGACCCCAUCUCUGAAAGGACUGAUGGAAGCAGUUUCAGACAAAUAUGACGUGCCAAUAGAAAAAGUGGAAAAAGUUUACAAGAAGUGCAAAAAAGGGAUCCUGGUUAAUAUGGAUGACAACAUUGUGAAGCAUUACUCCAACGAAGACACCUUCCAGAUAGCGAUUGAGGAAAUGGGAGGAUCCUAUAAACUCACACUUACUGAAAUAUAAGUCGGGAGAGAUUCAGAACGCAAGCAUUUAUGAAGUAGAAAAUUGUAAAGUACAUUAAUCAGGUAUCACGUACAUGAAUAUUCCGACUUGCGAAGCUUGUCAAUACACUAACUGUAAGUGUUAUGGAGUACAGAGAGGACACCAGUUUACACAUAUCUAUUUUCUUGUGCGUUAUAAAGUUGAAUUGUUUUCUGUUUCUUGAAGUACACUACUGUUGCCUUUCAGGUAGCAACUGGGCAUUUGGAAAAUUGGUUCCCAUGUUUUUGUGUGAAGGAAUUUCUUUAGAACUGGCAUUUUUGUUUUAAACGUCAUGCCAUAUAUUAUAAUAAUAAUAAUAAUAAUAAUAAUAAUAAUAAUAAUAAUAAUAAUAAUGUUUAACAUAGUAACAUCAUGUAAAAAUAUAAAAGAUAAGAAUGUCUUGCCUGUACUUUGCUUUUUGAGGUUCAAGGUCCAUAUUUUGAUGCCAAAUUAUGCAAAACACCUAAGGGUUUCCUCAAAAUCUUUAGUAAAUAGCACUAAAUUACAUUAUGAUUUUUUUUAAAAAUGUGUGUGAUCUUAACAGCAUCCUAAAACCUUUAACACUGCUCUAUACCUCUUUUCAUUUUUUUUCUUUUUAAUUAAUUUAAUAUCAUAUUAUUUCUAUUGUUUCAACCCUGUCCUCAGUUAUUGAACUGAACAACACGGAGUUUAUUUCCAAGCUGGUCUUUUAACAGUUACAUUGAUCCAAGGUGUGCAAUUAAGUCAUUCAGAACACUGAUAAAGAGGCGGCAUAUUGAGACGUGCCACUGUUUAGAGCAAUGAAGUAACAGUAGGGUGUUAUUUUUGUUCUUCGUAACAAUUUUGUAUAAAUAAGUCAGGAAAAAAAUAAAUAAAGAUUUGCCAAUAAAAUAUUUAUGGAAAAGCUUAAAUGUUUAAUACUAAAUAUAAAAAAAAAGUACAUUACAGUUAAUAUGGCCGUAAUAUAAAGAAUUCUGCACAAAUACUGUGUCUGGUUUAAGACCACAGGUCGCAAGCUUCAAAGACAAGCAAGGUGAAGUGGAUAGCCUAUAUUUUAACAUUUUGUUGGCAUGGCGUGUUUACUAUUUUUUUUAUAUAUAUAUAUAUAUAUAUAUAUAUAUAUAUAUAUAUAUUAGCUGAGGUGGUAAUUCAAGGGGGAGGGGCACACCAUUGCUCUUUGUAUUGACAUUUCCAGUGUUUUCCGUGAGGAGUGGAAUAUGGACCUGCUUUUGAACAUCAUGGAAUGCAGGUGUCAAUGGUGUUAUUAAGUGUGCUGUUUCCAUAAAUUGUGUGCAGAAUUGUUGCCAGCCAGGGUCUUUAUAUUACCGAAAUUACAAAGUUACAUAAUCUGUUUCUCUUU
This is a messenger RNA of Acipenser ruthenus (sterlet), 3363 nucleotides long. Its product is annotated as grainyhead-like protein 1 homolog. The record is from RefSeq and is a predicted model, not a curated record. Gene Ontology annotation, molecular function: DNA-binding transcription activator activity, RNA polymerase II-specific; RNA polymerase II cis-regulatory region sequence-specific DNA binding. Gene Ontology annotation, biological process: regulation of transcription by RNA polymerase II. Bases 153 to 2006 code for a protein of 617 amino acids. The transcript is spliced from 15 exons. Gene Ontology annotation, cellular component: nucleus. NCBI's taxonomy places the organism in Eukaryota, Metazoa, Chordata, Actinopteri, Acipenseriformes, Acipenseridae.